GAACGUGGAAGACCACGAGUACAUUUUCUUAAGGGUUUACAGGAGAAAGCACUGAUAACGGAAGGAUUAUUUGCUGUCUGACCAGUAUACAAGUUGCGCUCAGACGCUAUAAAAACUGUCGCUUUAGAGUACACCCUGCUGGUUGCCGCGAUGAAGGUAGUUGUGAAAAAUGGAAUAAUAGUGCCCCAGUGAGCGCAGCAGUCUGUAAAAGCUGCUAUUACCUUUAAGAUAUUAUACCAGCGUGGACAUCGAUGAGUGUUACUUAGUGUACCUGGAACAGCGACAGCUGAAUAACAUGCAACAUUUUAUAUAUAAAGUGCUUCUAUUUUCCAAGGACAGCGGCGCACAAGUUGUAAGGUGCGGUACUUGACAGUGACACAAGGAAAGGACGCCGAAAACUGGAACUGGGAUUGUGUAUCUGCCGUCGAAGAAGCUCUGACUGAAUCUGGAGUGUCCUCUUAAGGACGGAGCAGGAAACACAACUUGUAGUAGAUCUGCUUGCAGAGGGGGAAGAUGUUUUGCUUAGGAGCGCAUCUGGAGCGGAGUUAUUACUCGUUUAAAUUUGCACAAAAUAUUUAGUCUAACUGUGUGCAGCUAGACCACUAACACCAAUUUGUCAGUAAUCUUGAGUUUUAAAAACUAUUUGUAGUGAAAAUAGGAAUAUAGAACUACCCCGGUUGUUCAGACGUACAGUUUCCGAGUUUGGAUUACUUCGUGGUAAAUGAGUUCCAUCAGGUGAGAAGAGUGAUGACCAUCCUUUUCCUUACUAUGGUUAUUUCAUACUUCAGUUGCAUGAAAGCUGCCCCUAUGAAAGAAGCCAACACUAGAGGACAUGGCAGCUCACCUUACCCGGUUCUUCGAACCCAUGGGACUCUGGACAGCAUAGGUGGAUCCAAAGCUGUGUCUAGGGGACUGUCUUCUUUAGCAGACACUGUUGAACAUGUUAUAGAAGAACUGCUGGAUGGAGAACAGAACAUCAAGCCAAGUGAAGGAGGCAAAGAUGCAGACUUGUAUUCAUCUAGGGUUAUGUUAAGCAACCAAGUGCCUUUGGAACCCCCUCUGCUCUUCCUUCUUGAGGAAUACAAAAACUACUUAGAUGCAGCAAACAUGUCAAUGAGGGUUCGACGUCACUCGGAUCCUUCACGCCGUGGGGAGUUGAGUGUGUGUGACAGUAUUAGCCAGUGGGUAACGGCAACAGAUAAAAAGUCUGCAGUUGACAUGUCUGGGCAGACCGUCACAGUCCUAGAAAAAGUCCCAGUACCCAAUGGCCAACUGAAGCAAUAUUUUUAUGAGACCAAAUGCAACCCAAUGGGUUAUACCAAGGAAGGUUGUAGGGGCAUAGACAAAAGGCAUUGGAAUUCUCAAUGCCGAACUACCCAAUCUUAUGUACGAGCUCUAACAAUGGAUAGCAAAAGAAAAGUUGGUUGGCGAUUUAUAAGAAUAGACACUUCCUGUGUAUGUACAUUAACCAUUAAAAGGGGGAGAUAGUGAAUUUAUGUUGUAUAGAUUUUAUUGAGAAAAUAUCUAUUUGUAUAUAUACAUAACAGGGUAAAUUAUUCCAUCAAAGAAUUCUAUGGACUGCAUGUAUAAAUGAAGUUUAUACAGUAAAGUGAUUCUAAAGUCUAUUUAUUGAACAUAUACAUGACCUAAAGGAAAAAAAAAAUCUGCGCACAACUUUGAAAUAAGUCUACAUUACAUUCCUCAAUGACAUUGUGUUUUGUUGCCGUUGCCAAGAAAAUGAAAAAAAUUAACAGAGUUAAAAAGUGCAUGCUGCUUCAGUUGUGAAUUGAUGAGAAAUUGUCCACCUUUAAACAAAAUGAACCAAAACAUUCCGUUUACAUUUUAGACAGUGGUCUUUAUUCUUGUUAUCUGCUUUAAACUUCUACAAAUGGCGUUGAAGUUAAAAUGUUAAGGUGCUGUUGUCAAAGCUUUACUGUUUAUUUUUUUUUAAUCCUGUUAGUUUAAAGAUCAUCAAUGUGUUCUGGAUAAAGACAAUUCAUUUUGUAUGUUGUGAUGUUGUUUGCGAUACUAAAUCAGAAUAAUAAAAAAAUAAAUAAAAAGAGAAAGGCAACUGAAAAGAAACUAUGACAUCAAAAUGUCAGUUCUUAACUCUGAAAGAAAUCUGAACAUGAUUAAAUAAAUGUUAUUUGUGUUGUUUUGUCUGAGUACAAAUUUUGAAACCAUUUUUGCAGUAGCAAGGUAUUAAUGGUCAUGGACUUGCUUGCCAGAAGGAGUUUAUUUUGGUUUUCUUACAUUCAAAAAUGAAAAAAAAAAAAGAUAUCUUCAGUUUUCAGAAUAAUUUAUUUAUUUAUUUACUUAAUUAAUUUAUUUAUAUAAAAUAGAUUCACUAAGCCCUUAGGUCCUAUUUUCAAGUGUGCCCCAAUGUUUGCAUUCUUUUAUGCUUUUUUAAAUCACCACCAAUACAAUAAACUCUAGAGAACCUUAAAUAUAUUAAAAGUAGUCAUAAAAACUCAGAAAUCAAAAAUUCGUCUCAAAGCUAAUAAUGCUACUAGUCUGUAAUAGCCACAUUACUCACCACUUAAUUACAACAUAUACUAAAAGUAGUCAAAACUCAGAAUUCAAAAUAUUUGCCUCAAAGCCAGUAAUGCUAGUACUUUUGUAAUCACAUUACUGUGGUAUGCAUCUAUGCAAUAACUCUCAAUAAGCAAACAUAUAUUUGGCAAAAUACAGGUAGUGUCUGAUUUCUGAGCUGAAAAAUAUAUCCGAAUCCUCUAUGACCUUUCCGUAGCUGCAAGUGUUACCAGCACUAAUUGGUUUGAGAUCACUCUGACUUGGGUUGUGGCACUGCUUCUCAGCAUUUUGAUGAAAGUAUCCAUCACUUGAUUUAUAUAAUAUACUUUUAAAUGUCAUCAUAAAUGAUGGAACCAUGUAAUAUACAAGAAAAUGGGCCAGCUACAGGUUUGGUUACUGAUCUUUUGCAUAUCCACAAUCCGUGAUGCAAAAGGCUAGACAUUAGAUAUGUCAGCAGCUUGAAAGUGAUGCAAUUUUUUUUUUUUAGUACAACACAUACAGAUAGGGAUUCAUAAAGCUCUUGCACUAAGCGUAAAUGAAACAUUCCCUGGAAGGCUGCUUGGCAGAUAGGCAACAAGUGGAGUAGCUUUCAUUUAGUCUAAGUGCUCUAUGACUUAUACCCCCAAAGUAAGCAUGUAGCAUAAGACAUAAGCAUGAAGCAAUCAAUUAAAGUAGUGAUAUUCAUUACUUGUUAUUGCACUUACGUUCGGGCAAGAGGCUUCCAAAACCCAAAGAAUUUAACAUUUUAACAGUUGUGUAAAGCUGUUAAAAGUUAGGCGAGUAACUUGAAAAUGUACCAUUAUCAUUCCAAAUGCAUAGUAGAUAAGAACCCAGUCCUGCAGUAAAUCCUGAAAUAUUUCUGGAAAUUUUACCAAACAAGGCUAGCAUUUUUCAAACAAGCUAGAUCAUGUAAGAGUGAACUGUAUAAUUACAUGCCCCACUAAUUUAUAUCCCUUUACCAUCUCUUAGUUUAAGAUAAAGAAACUCAUUUUUUCUCCAAUAUGUAGUAUGCCAAAUGGAUUGCUUAUAAUUCACACCAGUGAAAGAAGACUUAAAGAGAUGGCUUUUUAAUUAAGUAGCAAUUUUGAACUGCAAUGUCUAACUAUUGAUUUGAAAAUGGUAAUAGUAUAUCAAGGAUGUACACAUACAGAGUAUCUCUUAAAAUUAAGAGUUAUCCUCAUUGAUGGUGUAUGCAUUCAGAAAAUGUAAACAUGUUUUUCUGUGCACUUAAAGUAAAAGUGGGGCAUAAAAGCAUUAUAUGUUAGCUUUCACAAAUCAGAAAUGUGUAUUGAUAAGUCUUGAUAAUCUUGUCAGCAAUGUGACACAGACUAUAUCUUUAUUUUUCUGUAAUUUUGUCAUAGUACCUGCUUUGGUGCAGCUGUGACAAAGGUAUGUAUGCAUGUUCUUGCUGGAAUGUUCCUUUGUCUGAUUCAGUAACUUGAAAAAUGUGUUACUAUCCAUGACCUUGUUAUCUAUAUGAAAGCUAUAUAUUCAUCAAAUGUAAAUAUAAAAUAUAUAUUUAUUGUAUUUUAGUAUAUUUAUAAAAUGUAAUUGAUAUAUAUUGAAUUGGCACUUUUAUUUUGGAUCAUACCUGAAUUAUACUGUUAAUAUAAUUCAGAGCUAAGUUACUUUGACUAGCUGGCAUUAUCAGUGCUUUAAAUAUGAAGUCAUUUCAAUGUUUUAAAUAUAUUUUCAAACUACAUAAACAAC
Molecule: messenger RNA, 4242 nt
Organism: Protopterus annectens (West African lungfish)
Lineage: Eukaryota; Metazoa; Chordata; Ceratodontiformes; Protopteridae
Gene: BDNF
Product: brain derived neurotrophic factor
Exons: 2
Coding region: 748-1488 (246 amino acids)
Biological process (GO): positive regulation of collateral sprouting; negative regulation of neuron apoptotic process; neuron projection morphogenesis
Molecular function (GO): growth factor activity; nerve growth factor receptor binding
Source: RefSeq, a predicted model, not a curated record